Messenger RNA from Neolamprologus brichardi, 3354 nucleotides. It is a transcript of the gene pir, whose product is annotated as pirin. The record is from RefSeq and is a predicted model, not a curated record. Gene Ontology annotation, molecular function: quercetin 2,3-dioxygenase activity. Gene Ontology annotation, biological process: monocyte differentiation. Lineage: Eukaryota; Metazoa; Chordata; Actinopteri; Cichliformes; Cichlidae. Gene Ontology annotation, cellular component: nucleus.
CUAGGUACACAACCGUUGCGGCAUAAGGCUGAAAAAUGAUUAGUCAUCCCUCCGCCCAAAACACAAACAUACACACGCCUCCGCCCCUGGCUUGUUAUAGUAGGCUGCAAUCUGAGCAGGUGAAGUUCCAGAAAAAAACUCGCUCCUGUCCGGCAGUGACUACCGAAAUCUUCCCCAGAACGAUGAAUGUGAGGAGAGUGCAAAAGACAGUUCUGAGUGUGGAACAGGAAGAGGGGCUCGGCGCUCGGGUCCGCAGGAGCAUUGGGAGAAAGGAGCUGAGGAACCUGGAUCCUUUUUUGAUGCUGGAUGAGUUUAGAGUGAGCAAGCCAGCGGGAUUUCCAGACCAUCCUCACAGAGGAUUUGAGACGGUAACAUAUCUUUUAGAGGGGAGCAUAGCUCAUGAAGACUUUUGCGGCCAUUCAGGACGACUGAAAUCUGGAGAUCUGCAAUGGAUGACUGCAGGACGGGGGGUGGUCCAUGCUGAGAUGCCCAUGUCAGAGGAGCCGGUAGUGGGCUUACAGUUGUGGGUUAAUCUGUCAAGGCAAGAAAAGAUGGUGGAACCUGCGUACCAGGAGCUUAAAGGCUCAGAUAUCCCCAAACGCAGCCAGGGAGGAGUUGCAGUCACUGUGAUAUCUGGAGAAGCUUUAGGAGCAAAGUCCAAGAUCUACACGAGAACUCCGACGUUAUACCUGGACUUCAAAUUGCAGGCAGGGGCCACGCAUGUGCAGCCUGUCCCUCAAGGUUGGACCACGUUCAUCUACACACUAUCAGGAUCCACUCAUGUUGGCCCAGAUGAGGAGCAGCAGCAGGUGGAGCCUCAUCACACUGUGGUGUUUGGGGAUGGAGACUGUGUCAAAUUUGGAAACAAGGGCUCCGAGGUUUCCCAUUUUGUGCUGAUCGCUGGACAACCAAUCAACGAGCCUGUGGUACAACACGGUCCAUUUGUCAUGACCACAGAGGACGAGAUCAGAGAAGCUUUCAGAGACUACCAGAAUGGCAGAAAUGGCUUUGAGAGGGCUCCAAACUGGAGAUCCAAGAUCAGGGAUUCUGUUUGACCACCAUAUCCUGACACUCUUUUACCCCUCAGAAAACAUUUGUUACUACAGAAAAAACAUAAGGUGGUUUUAGUUUGGGAUAAUCAUAUAAAGAUGGGAAAAGUUUAGUUUUUGAGAACUUGUUUUUAUUUAUUAAUCUUUGAUUUAUGUGUGAUUAAAUUAAACUUGUUACAUGAAAUGACCACAGCAGGAAAGAUGCUUGUAAGAACUUCGUUGUGUUUUGGUACAAAGUAGCAGGGUUUGAAUCAAAGGAGAGGACCUGCAUUUAACAUGAAGUUAAGGUUACGGUAAUGCAGUGGCCAUGGUAAGAAGAGACACUGGCUAUCAGUUUGAAACAGGAAAUGGAUAGACUACCCUGACCUCCUCACUCAACUGAGAGUAACUCUAUAACACUCCCAGAGUGUUAUGCUGAGUGAACGGACUCUAUGGCAGAACACACAGAAGCGCAGAAAAUACAGGGAGUGCUCUUUAUUUACUGUGUCAAACUUAUUUACACGGGAUGAGAUAAGUAUGCUGAUGAAUAAACAGAAGGAAACCAGGGGAGGGGGCUGACACGCAUUCGGAGGGAAAGGGGUUACCCGCGCACGCAGGGUGGACUUGUCACACUGGCUGUACAGGCUCGGGCGAGGAUUCUCGGGAUGUGGGAGAAACGCUGUGAUUGAUCUCCGUAGUGAUCCCGGAAAUGCGGCUUCACAAACAGCUGACAGGUAAGCGGGUGAUGGAUCCGGCACUCCAGGAGGUGGCAAUACUCCGACACCAGACGUCAGUCGCGCUGCUCCUAAGUAACGCUUCAUCAAAUGACGUCUGAUGCACCGCCGGUGUGUCAGCAUCCCGUGACACACCACCCCGCCUACCUGUGCUGAAAACAGAAGCAGACCCCGUGACACCACACCAGAGAAACCCCACCAACUCCAAAUACAGAGUUAUUAUGGCCACUACAGGUCACUGUCAACAAAGUGUUUCAAAGGGUUGCUGUUUGCACAAACAACCUGUGGAGCUGUUUCAAUCGGGGGACAAUCAUUAUCAUUUAUGUGAGAGUUGCAGCACUGUGCAAAAGUCUUGAGCCACACCUCAUUUCUUUAUAUUUUGCUUCCAAAGUCUGAACCAACAAUUCUCCAGACUUUCUUGACUGUUUUAUUUUUUGUAAAGCCAUUUAAUACUGACCAGUUAAUCAUUCAAGAGAUAAGCCAGUGUUGUUGUUACACAUAACAGGCAACUUAACAAAGAACCUAUUUUAAAUUGGCACUUUGUUACUAGCAGCCUCUCACAAAAAUACACAAUUUAUUACCAUUUUUGUAGCUGAAUCUCUGAAAAAUGCCAAAGAAAACAUAGUUUGACAGACAGAAAUUAGUAAUUAUGUACCAGCAAGGUGAUUUCUGAAGAGGUGUCAGCAUGAUGUGCAGUGUGUCCUUAAAACAAACUGCGGAAACUGGGCAGGAGAAAUGGAGGACAAAAGAACAAAGCCGGAAAAAGUAUCUACUUCUUUUAUCUGUUCUUAAGAAAUAGGAGAAAAAACUGACACAGGACCUUAGAGAUGUAUCUGACCUUUCAUUUGAUCUAUCUUUGGAAAGCUUUAAAGCACAAAUUGACCUCCAAACUUGUUAGAUUUGCCUUAUACUGUAUUUCCAUGUAUGUAUAAAUAUGUUUCAGUAAAUUGUUGCACCUAUUUCCCAUUUUCCUGGCAAAAUAUAAAGACAUGAGUGGUGACUUCUGCAUAGUCACAGCAGAUUAAUAGACUAGAUGCCAUGUGUAAAUGCACUUCUCAGAUGUACUCAUGCUUUCUUUGGUGCCGGAAAUGAAAGUGAAAGAUUUAAGGUUUGAUCAGUAACCACUAUAAGAAUCAUCCGUGUUAUUUUACACACUGGUUUGUCAGCAUUUCUGUCCAAAUUUAGCCACAAUAAAAGUUUCUAUGCUAAAUAAAAUGUACAUAAUUGCAAGCCUUGUGCUCCUACUUCUCUCCCCUUCUUGCUGUCUCUUCUCAGCCAGCGUCUGAGGUUCAUUUUCCACAAACAUCUAAACACAUUUUCAUGUCCCAGUUUGCUCUGCCUUCUCCUCUCUCUCAACAUCAAAAAUAAAAGUUUUAGCAUAAUAUAACAUGAUAAUUUGGGGGAAACUUAACAUGUGCUUUUGUCUUAGGAUCACUGCUUUUAUAAGGGAAUAAUUUAACAAAAGUAAAGUGAGAUUCUUUAAAUGUACUGGUGUGUGCCCAGUUAAAACCUAAUAAACCACAUAAAAGUCUUUAAAGCAAUCCACAGUCAUACAAAUAAUUGAUUUUAUUUAUAUGUCCUCACAGCACACA